Oryzias latipes (Japanese medaka) is the source of this 1136-nucleotide messenger RNA. Its product is annotated as cytosolic 5'-nucleotidase 1B. Gene Ontology annotation, cellular component: cytoplasm; cytosol. Gene Ontology annotation, biological process: nucleotide metabolic process; adenosine metabolic process. The record is from RefSeq and is a predicted model, not a curated record. NCBI's taxonomy places the organism in Eukaryota, Metazoa, Chordata, Actinopteri, Beloniformes, Adrianichthyidae. Gene Ontology annotation, molecular function: nucleotide binding; magnesium ion binding; 5'-nucleotidase activity.
GUCUGAAGAGAAGUGUCGGGGAUCAGGAAACAACAAGGGAAUUGCUCUGUGAGGUAGAAAAGCCCCACUAAAACGUUUUUUUCAGGCACUGGUUGGAUUUGUGCCGCUUUUCUGGUCUAACAGACUCCGUUCUGUACACUAAAGGAACAGCAUGGUCUCCGUGGUCCUGAACACGGAUGUGAAGCAGGAGGAUGCUGGUAAUGCGGUGGUUGUCGCGGUGACCUCCCGCGCUCUCUUUGAAUCAGGACUGGAGGAUGAUGAUGCUGGAGUCUGGAAACUCAGCCUGGCUUUUCCGCUGCUGCAGGCAGUUCAAAAAGUGAAUGAUUGUCUGCUGGAAAAAAACCCAGCUGAAUCUUUGCUCCUGGACGUCCUCCUAAUCACCACGGACAGCCAGCAUCAGAAGCUCAGUUCUCUCCUCAUCAGCAGCACCAAGCAUCAUGGUCUUGGAGUUGGAAAGUUUUGUUUUGCCAGUGAGGAAACUUUUGUCGACUCUCUCCUGGAGAAUAAUGUUCAGCUGUUUCUGUCCACAAACAAGGAUGAAGUGCAGACGGCAUCCCAGAAAGGUGUUCCUUCAGCAAUGCUGGAAGCUAGAAAGAAGGAUUCAUCCGUUUCCUGUCAAAGAGAAGACCUCAGAGUGUGGCUUGAUGAAGAUUUGAUCUCACUGCGGGAUUCUGCCUCAGAACCUGGAAGCAGACACUCUCCUCAGAGAUUUUUGGCCAAACUGGGCGAGAUUCGACAGAGGUUCAGCGUGUCUGACAGCCCGCUCUGGAUUUCCCUGGUGAUCCUACAUGGGAGCAGAGAAAACUGUGGCAAACGUCUGAAGACUCUGCGGUCUCUUGGCGUCAGCGUGGAUGACGUGUACUGCCUCGCUGGUGCACCCUCUGAGCCGCUCCUGUCUGUGCUGCAACCGCACUUCAGGUUUAACUGCUGCUUCAUGGACUAGAGGGACUAACAUGAUGAAGACACCACGAGACCGUCUGUGGAGCAAACUCAGAUCAUGAACUUUGUAUUUGAAUGGGGGUUUAAGCCAUUUUCCUCUUUGAAUGGGGUCAGUUGAAGUUUUGUCACUGCACUUUAACACCUGCUGUUUUCCUUCCUCAGUGCUGCAAAAUAAAGACUGCAGGCCUCAACAUACA